AUGACUAGCAGGCCCAGGGGACAGGGGUGCGAGGACGAUGGCUGGGGGUACCGCGAAAAGAACGGGGGGAGAGGGGGACCCAGGGCAGAGGAGCGGGGGGACCUGAUCGAGCUCCUGACCGACCCGCUGUCUCCGUGGCGACAGGAGGCGGAGUCUUGGAGCCCUCAGGCCGCGGCGCUGAGGGAGCUGUCCGUCACCUCGCAGGCCCGCCUCUCCGGCAGCUUCAUUCGUGGAUAUUUCACCACCCUGCGAAUCGUGGACAAGGGGGUCUCAGUCAUCGAUGACGGCGUGCUGGGGUUCGCCAGGCUGCGGGAGCUGGUGCUGACGGCCAACCGCAUCUCUCAGCUCCCUUCCGCGCACCUCCCAGGGUCCCUCAGGGUGUUGGAGGUGUGUGCCAACCAGGUGAGCAGUUGCCUCUCACCCUGGCUCUGCGUGCCAGUGCCCGUCUCAGCUCCUUCUGGUCCAGGUUUGGGCGUGGCAACCAGGGAUCAGCUCGAGCGUGAUCCAUUUGUAAUCCUGAUGGUUCUUGCCCCCCCCCCCCCCAGGCCUCAGCUCGUGUCUCUGGACCUGAGCUGGUGUGGUUUUGAGGAGCAGCUGAUCCUGGUGGACUCGCUCUCCACGCUGCCCCGGCUGAGGACCCUGGCGCUGGAGGGGAACCCCCUAACGCUGGCCCCCUCCUACCCCGGCUUCCUGCUGGACAGCCUACCCAGGCUGCUCUACCUGGACGGGCUCCGCGUGACUCCAGACGACCGCCAUCACUUCCACGGCCUGGCCAGGAGGAGAGAUGCCGUCACAGAUGAGGCGGUUGUCACGGUGACGGUGCACAGGAUGAGAGGGGUACCGGACCCCUCCCUGGCCGCUGACAGCAGUGCGGCCGAGUUUCCGGUCGUCGCCUGCAGCUACCUGGCGACCUACGAGUUCCUGGGUCCCCUGCCCGCGGAAAACCAGGUUGGAAGUGAGUCAGUGACCUCCUCGGGUCUGGCUGUGCGUUUCGCCCCGGACGAGGGUUUGGGUCCCUCCAGAGGACCGGAGGGGCGGGACGAGACCCCCCAGGCGGCCCGAUGGAAUCGGGGGGAGGAAGUGUGCCACACUGUCCCUUACCCUGGCCCCCCAGCUGGGACAGGGGACAGUGGCUUGUCUGAAAGCUGCUCAUGCCCAGUCAUGGAGAUCAGGACCCCAAAGUUGCCGUGGGCAGAGCCAAUAGAGUAUGACCACACCCACGUUUACCGCGUCAGGGACCUGGCCUCCCUCAAGCGCUUCUUCCUCCGAGGACUACGCAUCACGGUGGAGGAAGAGAAGGUGCUGUCUUGGCCCGCCCCUCCAGAAGAGAAUGUGGGAACCAAGCCUGUCACUGACAAGAGGGGUACAGCAAAGGAGCAGAGUGUCCGUCCUCCUAGUAACCCCUGCUCCAAUCAGAAGGCCAAGGACAAGAAGCGGAAGAAGGAGCCCCAGGUGGACCUGGUGCAGGACCCCCCGGGGACGAGGACCCUGGGUUCGGCUCGCGUGGAGCUCCAGGACCUGGUGUCCGGGGGCAACCAGGUGUACCGGCUGUGCGAUUUUGGGGUGCCCACGGAACUGAGCGCCAGGACACCCCAAGAAAAGGAGCCAAGCAAGAAGGUCAAAGAGGACAAGAAGAAAGAGGAUAAGAGGGCAAAGCCUGCUGGAGAGAGCAUAGCCACACAGAGAACUACGCCCUCUAAAGGUAAGAACAAGGGGAAGAAGGACAGUGAGGCUGAAGGCCCGGCAGAGACCUUCCAGCACCUUCCAGAACAUAUAAUCCUGGAGAUCAGUGUGCACCUGGACAAGUGGGAGACUGACAGACCUACAAGCUGCAGGAACAUUGAGAAAGAUUCACUGUAG
Molecule: messenger RNA, 1860 nt
Organism: Anguilla rostrata (American eel)
Lineage: Eukaryota; Metazoa; Chordata; Actinopteri; Anguilliformes; Anguillidae
Product: leucine-rich repeat-containing protein 43-like
Exons: 13
Coding region: 1-1860 (619 amino acids)
Source: RefSeq, a predicted model, not a curated record